Messenger RNA from Symbiodinium necroappetens, 390 nucleotides. Lineage: Eukaryota; Dinophyceae; Suessiales; Symbiodiniaceae. The record is from the annotation of a GenBank genome assembly.
AUGGCGUUUGCCGCACCCGAACGUCGCAUUGUUUGCAUUGAUGGUGAUGGAUCCUUCCAAAUGACAGGUUCGGAGCUCUGCACACUGCUGCGGCACAACCUGAACUUCCUCCUGAUCAUUCUGAACAAUGCGGGUUACACGGCAGAGCGUGCCAUCCAUCCUGACCGGGACGACUCUUACAAUGACAUCCAUGUGUGGAACUACCACUUGUUGCCCCAGGCAUUGGGUGGUCGGCCGGAUUCGAACGGUGUGGAUGCCCACACGGAGGCUCAGUUCGUCGAUGCCCUGUCGUCAUAUCGUGGAAAGGGCCUGCAGGUGGUCAAUGCACGGCUGGACAAAAAUGACAUGCCAAGCUUUUUCAUCGAGAUGAGUGACAUGCUAAAGCACUGA